AUGACCUCUAGCCUCCUGGAGACAGGAAGUACACCCCUUAUCAGAAACACUGCGGCUCAGCAGCUUGCGGAUGUCCAGAAACAACAUCCAGAUGAACUGUUCAAUCUGCUGGGUCGAAUCUUGCCAUAUCUGCGGUCGAGGUCAUGGGACACCAGGACUGCAGCUGCGAAGGCAAUCGGCGGUAUUGUCGGGUAUGCUGAACGUUUUGAUCCCAAUGCUGAUGAAGGCCUCAGUUCCGUAGAGGACGAGGUUGUUGGAGAUGAAGAUGUACCGUCAACUGUCAAGAAAGAAGAACACAGGGACGCAGCGGAGAACGCUGGUCCUGAAGACCUUCUCGACUUGGACUCCCUUGAUAUCAGCUCAAUCCUGAGGUUUGGGCACAAGCUCUUGGGUAGCGCGGGUAAGGAGUAUGAAUAUUCUUUUGCUGGAUUGGAUGCGGCCUCUCGGCUGCAGCACCAGAAAAGGACACUGUCGUCGCGCUUAGGUCUUGGGGGGGAGUAUAUGGAGGAGGAUUUAGUCAAUGAAGCUGAUUUCGCUUCUCAACCAUCGCGCAAGGGCUCUGAGGCUAAGCUCGAGAUUGCAAUCCCACCCCCCUCUCGCAAAGGUAGUACGUUCAGUAAUCCGUCCCAUUCCAUGGCUUCCCCACAUGACCCUAUGCAGGCGACUCCCACCAACGGAGAUGACCAAGGACUCAGCAAACGGCAACUGAACCAGCUGAAGAGAAAGAAUAAACAAAAUGCCAAAAUGGGAGCCAAUAAAAUCCGAGUCGUCGACCUGGCUGUCCGGAAGCAUCCUGAUGUCGUAGCUACACCUGUUACCGCUUCCACACCGCAUGCUAUCAAAAAGGAGGAAAAUGGCGAUGAGAGCAAUGGCGACAAGAAGAUGGAUUAUUUUUCGCUGGAAAGGACUGAACCAGACGAUGAUAGUAAAAUCGUCUCCGAAUUCAAGGGUCCCAUGGUGCCCGAGAAACCUCCAAUUCAAACUGACGCGGAAGAAGAGGGUUUGGAAUGGCCCUAUGACCGCAUGUGUGAGUUUCUGAUGGUUGAUCUGUUUGAUCCCAGCUGGGAAAUUCGCCACGGUGCAGCCAUGGGUCUGCGAGAAGUCAUCCGUGUCCAAGGAGCUGGAGCCGGGCGGGUUCGUGGUAAAGGGAGACGCCAUAACGACGCGCUCAACCAUCAGUGGCUAAAUGAUUUAGCCUGCAGACUUCUUUGUGUCUUCCUGCUAGAUCGUUUCGGUGACUAUAUUUCGGAUAAUGUAGUCGCCCCGAUCCGUGAAACUGUCGGCCAAACUCUGGCUGCUCUUCUAUUACAUUUACCCUCCAAGUCUUUGAUUUCUGUUUACCGCAUCCUGUACAAAAUGAUCAUGCAAAAUGAUCUCGGCCUCUCUAGUCCUAUAUGGGAAGUGUGCCAUGGCGGUAUGAUCGGACUAAAGUAUUUGGUCGCUGUCCGGAAUGACAUUCUUUUAAAAGAGCCUGAAAUCCUUGACGGAGUUAUCGCUGCUGUGAUGAAAGGAUUGGGAGAUCAUGACGACGAUGUCCGUGCUGUCAGUGCCGCUACAUUAGUUCCUAUCGCAGAGGAUUUCGUGAGGCUUCGACCGGGCUCGCUACACCCCCUGAUCAACAUUUUGUGGGAGUGUCUCUCUAACCUCCAAGAUGAUCUCAGUGCUAGCACAGGAUCUGUUAUGGAUCUGCUCGCCAAACUCUGCACGUUCCCAGAAGUCCUUGAAGCAAUGAAAACAAAUGCUGCCCACGACUCCGAAUCAUCCUUUGAAAACCUUGUGCCGAGACUCUUCCCAUUCUUACGACAUACCAUCACGAGUGUGCGAUCCGCAGUACUUCGAGCUUUACUCACGUUCUUAAAACUUGAUAUCGAAGGGCAAAACGCUUGGGCUGACGGGAAGGCAAUGAGACUUACCUUCCAAAACCUACUUGUUGAACAAAAUGAAGGCGUUCUUAAGCUGUCGCUCCAAGUUUGGUUUGAGCUGCUGCAAGCAUUGGAAGACCGUGGUCUGUUUGAUACUGAUGACGAACUCUUACCAUCUCUACAGCCGCUUAUCACGGUAACAAUGAGCCCUUUUGGCGUGCCACGAUACCCUAUCCCUAUGGAUAUUUCUCUUUUCAUUCGCCCAUCUGGGUUACCAUACACGUCCGCUGGCGCUGUUCCAAGGAAGUCGUCUCCCACCAGUACAGCCUCCGAACCACCUGCGAAGGGCCGAAGACGGAAGGCCGAGAAAAAGGAUAUGACAGCCAUUUUCACUCAUAAUGUCGAUGGCCACAUGUUGCAAGGUGACAUUGAUCUCGUCGGUGUCGAAACGGUUAUUAGGUCAAAGAUUUACGCUGCAACUGCUUUGGGUCGACUUUUGUCCACUUGGGAUAGCCAUGACCGUUCAAAUCUGUGGGAGACCAUUUUGCCUUCUCUUAAAUCUCCUGGCUCGACUUCGCAGCUAGUGGCCGCAAUGGUCGUCGUUGAGUAUGCGAAAAUCAGAGGCCCAGAAACCAAAUACACCUCUCUGCUAUCACAAUGGCUAAACUCGGUGAUUGAAAAUGAGAGGCCAUCGUGGUAUAGCGAUAUAGCCAGCUAUUUACAUAUUGCUCGUGCACAGUGUCAUUCCCUCCUCAAUGCCUUUAGAGACCAUGCUCACGUUUCACAAUUCUCCCUUCCCAUGCUGGCAGUCGUAGUCCAAGGAGAUCAAGACGCCGGUCCCAAUGCCUUUUCCAUUUUGGAUGCCGAAAAAGUUCUAGGGCCUGAUUUUGAAAGACUGAAAAAGAGCCUUUCCCCAGCACAGAGAAUGACCGCGCUUCAGGUGCUCAAUGAUUCACGAGCAAGUGCACUAACGGCUGUUGAAGAAGCUAAGGAAGUUAAAGAACAACGUGAUAUGCGAAUUAGAGCCGCAGCAGCAAGUGCGCUUGUCGCUCUUCAUGACAUUCCCAAGAAGCCAAGCCAGAUUAUCAAAGGGAUGAUGGACAGUGUCAAGAAGGAGGAAAACGUUGAAUUGCAGCAGAGAUCUGCGUCAGCUGUUGCAUCACUUGUGCAGUAUUAUACGAGUUCCUCCAAACGGGGCCCUGUGGAUAAGGUAAUUGGGAAUCUUGUCAAGUUCUGCUGUAUCGAUACUUCGGAGACACCUGAGUUCCAUCACAACGCAGGUUUGGAAACUGCAAUUCUAUCGCUUCUUAAGGAAGAGGAUAAGAAAGACCCCGUUGACGCUGCGAGAUUCGAAAAGGAGUCCCGGGAUGCUCGUAUCAUGCGACGAGGUGCCAAGGAAGCAUUGGAACAAUUGGCAAGUAGAUUUGGUGCGGAGUUAUUGGACAAGGUCCCUAACCUUGCAAGCUUGAUUGAAGAUCCCUUACGGAGUGCUCUUGCUGGUGAUCUUCCAUCCGAUAUCAAGGACCCUGACAAUGGAAUUGGUCAGGAAGUCGUUGAUGGAUUAUCGACGCUGCGAGCACUUGUCCCUAAAUUUCAUUCUGGCAUUUAUACCUGGAUUAUGAGCCUUAUGCCCAUCAUUGCAAAAUCUCUGCAGUGCAAACUGUCUGUCAUCCGAUAUGCAGCUGCUAAAUGCUUUGCAACUAUCUGCAGUGUUAUAACCGUUGAGGGUAUGACAAUGCUUGUGGAGAAGGUGCUGCCCAACAUCAACAAUGCGUUGGAUGUCCACUGUCGGCAGGGAGUCAUUGAGUGCAUCUAUCACUUGAUACAUGUCAUGGAAGAUAACAUUUUGCCUUACGUUAUUUUCCUUAUCGUCCCUGUUCUUGGACGAAUGAGCGAUUCUGACAACGAUGUAAGACUCCUUGCCACAACUGCCUUUGCAACACUGGUCAAACUUGUUCCUCUGGAAGCUGGGUUACCAGACCCACCGGGUUUAUCCGAGGAGCUCUUGAAAGGACGGGAUCGGGAGCGGCGAUUUAUGGCCCAAAUGCUCGAUGUCCGCAAGAUCGAACCCUUUCAGAUCCCUGUUGCGAUCAAGGCGGAGCUCCGUUCAUACCAGCAAGAGGGUGUUAACUGGCUCGCUUUCCUUAAUCGAUACCAUCUCCAUGGAAUCCUCUGCGAUGACAUGGGUCUUGCAGGAAAUAAAAACAGUAUGCUCCUUUUCUUGUCCGUGGCUAAGCAUAUAUGA
This is a messenger RNA of Histoplasma mississippiense, 4107 nucleotides long. RefSeq lists its product as hypothetical. Lineage: Eukaryota; Fungi; Ascomycota; Eurotiomycetes; Onygenales; Ajellomycetaceae. The transcript is spliced from 3 exons. Gene Ontology annotation, molecular function: DNA binding; TBP-class protein binding; ATP hydrolysis activity. The record is from RefSeq and is a predicted model, not a curated record. Bases 1 to 4107 code for a protein of 1368 amino acids.